CCAGGCAGCAGCCGACGAAAGACUUCGCUGUAUUUUCGUUAGUGUUUGUUUGUUUUUUAGCACUGAAAGAGACGUUUACACUUAUGUAGUUUUGUUAUUUAACGACUGGUUUUAGUUGUUUUUUUUAGUUGUUUUUAAACCAACACAAAAAGCCGAACUUGUUUCCUGGCUUCUUCUGAGAUUUUUUAAUAUUAUUUUCCACCGAUUACAAUUUGAGGUGUGUUCUUGAAGUUAAAGGUAUGGACACACAUCCAGUGCAGCAGAGAGGGCUCUUGUCUGCAGCGGUUAGCUAGCUAUGCCUAGCUAGGUGUCAGAUCCUGCCGGACCCAUCCCUUUGACCUGAAUCUUGGUCAUAACCUCCGGGACUUUCUGGGACUUUUAAGUCCUCCUUGGCCCUCUCUGGACUAGACGAUGAGUGAAAGACGUGCACAGUCCUUUCACAUGACGUGCCAUGUUCAACGUGACUAUGGCAGCAGGAUGAGAAGCUCCUUUAUAAGUUGCAGACCCAAUGGAUAUGCCAGUGCGAGCCUCAGCCGAAGCCUGGAAAAGGAGAUGGAUGCCAACCCUGCCUCCUCCAUUGGUACGGCAACUACUGGGUCCUCCCUGCGGGCUCCUGCGCCUAGCAGAUGCCACUUCUAUCCUGUUUCACAGGAACUAGACCCCACAACAAUGAAUAAUGGAUCUGGCAUUCCCUGCUCUCCGCCAGCGGACACAAAGGACACCACGCUGCACACCUUACACAGCCAGCCCUCCAUCAUCGUUGGCCCUCCACCUCUCCCUCCUUCAAGCUGGCUGCACCAUCAUCAAAAGAAUUUCCAGAGCCCCUACCUCAAUACUAGCAUGCAGGGGGAUGUUUACAACUUCCUAGAGAGACCUGCUGGAAUGAAAUGCUUCCUUUACCACUUCCUCGUCUUCGUCAUGGUACUGGUGUGUCUAAUCUUCAGUGUGCUGUCCACUAUAGAGCAAUAUGCAGAGUUUGCUACAGGAACCCUCUUCUGGAUGGAGAUUGUGCUGGUGCUGUUCUUUGGCACAGAGUAUGUGGUCCGGCUGUGGUCGGCAGGCUGUCGCAGCAAAUAUGCAGGCAUCAAAGGACGCCUCCGCUUUAUCAGGAAGCCCAUAUCAAUCAUAGAUUUGAUAGUGGUCGUUGCUUCAAUCAUUGUGCUUGGUGUAGGAUCCAAUGGCCAAGUGUUUGCCACGUCUGCCAUCAGGGGCAUCCGUUUUCUCCAAAUUCUGCGCAUGCUUCAUGUGGAUCGACAGGGAGGAACAUGGAGGCUCCUGGGAUCUGUAGUCUUUAUUCAUCGACAGGAGCUGAUCACCACCCUGUACAUUGGCUUCCUGGGCCUGAUCUUUUCCUCCUACUUUGUCUACUUGGCGGAGAAGGAUGCUGUGGAUGAGGAGGGCAAGACGGGCUUCGCUAGCUAUGCCGAUGCCCUGUGGUGGGGCGUGGUAACUGUCACCACAAUUGGGUACGGAGACAAAAUUCCUCAAACGUGGAUAGGCAAGGCCAUUGCCUCCUGCUUCAGUGUCUUCGCCAUCUCCUUCUUCGCUCUGCCUGCAGGUAUCCUGGGCUCAGGGUUUGCCCUGAAAGUCCAACAGAAGCAGAGACAGAAGCACUUCAACAGACAGAUCCCUGCUGCAGCUUGCCUCAUCCAGACACUUUGGAGAUGCUAUGCAGCAGAGAAACCAAACGGCUGUGCUGUGACAUGGAAAAUGUAUGUUCUAACUCCAGUGCCCGUCACCACAGUGGAAUCUGACAACUUCAGCCCUUACGUCAGGAAACUGAACAUAUCGAAGAAAGGGACCAAGAGGAGGUUGAAGCCCAGACGUAAUGGCUCUAUGGGUGUGGCUUCAGAGAGAGCUGUAUCGAUCCCCCAGAUCACCUAUGAUCACAUUGAGGACUCUGAGAAGAAGAAAGAUGUCUCUUUUUUCCAGGAUGAGCCAAGGGUGGCUGUUGAAGGAAUCGCCAGAAUGUUCAGACAAACAGGCCCUCCUCAACAUUCUUGGUCGUCUUUCACUCUGAGCUGCCCUGGCUCUCCAGUGAGAAGGAAUCGUGAUGACAGCACCUCCAUCGACAUCUCCCGCGCAAACAGCUUAAGCGAUGAGCUGGACUACAUGACUGAGGACAUUCCCCUGCCUGUGGUGAAAGCACAGUUGUCCCAUGCACAGAGAUCGGCUGUAAAAGUCCUCCGCAGAAUGCAGUACUUUGUUGCCAGGAAGAAAUUUCAGCAAGCACGGAAGCCCUAUGAUGUGCGGGACGUGAUCGAGCAGUAUUCCCAGGGUCACCUCAACAUGAUGGUCCGCAUCAAGGAACUGCAAAGAAGGCUCGAUGGCACACUGGGGAAGCCGGGAAUGUUUCUUCCAGGAAAAGGAGAGGAUAAAGAAUACCCAACUAUUGGAGCGCGACUGAUCAGGCUUGAAGAUAAGGUCCACCAGAUGGACAGGAAACUGGACUCAGUCCUGCGGAUACUGAUGGAGCAGUUUCCGCCCAAGCCGGAGCUGAUGUCCAAGCCCUCCAUCCGCCGGGUGACCAUCCAGAAACGCAUGGGUGAGGAGCUCUGAUGCCAGAGCGAUGGUCCCACCUAGUAUGAUGUCGCCGCAGGAGGAUUAUAGGACCAGGAUUCACGUAAACAGCCUAGCCCCCUACAUGAGUGGUUAGCCUGCAAAUAAUAAGGGGACUGUCUUCCAAAAACCCCUUCCUCUCUUCCAUUGCAAUCCCGAAUUUUCUCAUUGACUUUUGACUACUGAGUAGAGAACAACUUCUAAUUGUCCACUUGGCGUUGCGUUGCUCUGGGCCAUGAGGCCACUUAGAGUGGGAUUCAUGAGAUGGUGUAUAAAGAAGGUAACGGGCCUCUUCCUUCUGAUGAAUGUUGGCCGUGUUCGGGUCUUUUAUAGUUGUCUAAAUGUAACUUUCUCCUCUACACCAGCAUUGUGAGCCCACAGUCAUUCAAGCAGCGACAUGCCACAUUAAUUUAUUUCCUUACAUUAGGCUCAUAAUCACACUCAGAUAAUGGUAAUUUAUGUGUGGCCUGUCACUGAGCUGCAUUCCUCUACUCCAAAUAUUAUUCCAAAGCUAACUAACCCAGUAAUAAAGUUGUAAUGCAAUCAACGCCCUCAAGUUCCCCAAAGACGCAGACAAAACUGAGAGUCUGGCCAUGGCAGAGGCAUAUAUCAAAUCCUUCUGAUUAUCCUGGCCCCAUCCACACCCAGUACACAACAGGGUUAUGUCCAUCUAGCCUAACUGUACUUAGGCUGCGGCGGGUGUUUGUUAGUAGUGAUCGGAUAACACGAGGAGGGGAGGGCAGACUAUUUGUUGACUUUGCCCUGUGUUAGGGACCAGAAGGCUGAAGUACAAGAAAUUGAAUUUUAGAAGGGUGUAUGGGGUGGGUGGCUACUUGGUGCUGAUUCACAGCUACAUUGAAGUUAAUAAAAAUACCCAAACUGUAGAUGCAGGGUCUGGUACUGCGUUACAAAAAUACAGUCCGAAGUUAGUGCACGGUCUCUUAGCUUGGGCCAAGAUUUUCACUGAGAGAUUUCAUGCGUAUAUCAAUCUCAAACAGUUUUAGCAGCACCACUACUCACUCCACCCUGCCUAAUAUCCUCUAUUACCCUGUUCAGGGGGCUCAUGCUGCUGUGUGCAAUUUGAAAUAAAUUUGCCCCAUUAAAGCUCUGAUUAUUUUUUCCUCUGCAGAGCUAAUUAAGUGCUGAAUUCCUGGUAAGGGAAUAUUACUCACUGUGAGCCACUAAUGAAAAGAAACACGGAAAAUGUGCAGAAUUUAAACAGUAAGCUUUGAGGAGCAGGCGCACUAAUUCUGUGUGAAAUAUCAGGAUACCACUGGGAGCACACGUUUGAAAUUAAAAGACAAUGCUCUCACUUUGUUCCCAUAAUUAUAGUAUUUAUCUGACAAGAUGCCAAGGCAUGUAGGAAGUAGAAAAUAGAAAAUAACUAAACUAUCAAGCUACUGUAUGAAAGGCCUCCCAUAAUUAUAGUAUGCACAUUCCUAAAGAGACGGAUGUACACACAAAAGUGGGGUGAACAAGGGAAGGGGACAGAGGACAGGCCUUCUCUCUGCACUAGUACAUAAUUUCAUUUUUUGCAGUGUUAAUAAAAAAGCUACUAUUCAUCUUGCAUUAAAUAAAAUGGUUGUAUUUUAAAGGCACUCUAAUUUUGUGACAGACCUUGCUAGAAAUCUGCCUGUCUAUUCUCCUGUACAGUUUAUAAGAGUUGUAAAUAGAAACAUUGCCUUAUUGUAUUUUAUUUAUUAUCAUGUGGAAAGAUCAACAUGGAACAUGUGUGCUUGUUGGAACGGUGAGAAACACAAAGAGUAAGGCUCCUGUUGUACAGAUGGAUGGAAAUGAUUGUAAAUGAUAUUCACACACACCCUCUGCACUGUAGUUCUGCUGUAAAUAAUAAAACUCCAUUUCAUUA
Molecule: messenger RNA, 4426 nt
Organism: Etheostoma cragini (Arkansas darter)
Lineage: Eukaryota; Metazoa; Chordata; Actinopteri; Perciformes; Percidae
Gene: kcnq1.2
Product: potassium voltage-gated channel, KQT-like subfamily, member 1.2
Exons: 19
Coding region: 412-2559 (715 amino acids)
Biological process (GO): potassium ion transport; transmembrane transport
Cellular component (GO): voltage-gated potassium channel complex; membrane
Molecular function (GO): voltage-gated potassium channel activity
Source: RefSeq, a predicted model, not a curated record